Neltuma alba is the source of this 2237-nucleotide messenger RNA. RefSeq names its product AT-hook motif nuclear-localized protein 20-like. The transcript has 2 exons. Gene Ontology annotation, cellular component: nucleus. The record is from RefSeq and is a predicted model, not a curated record. The annotation marks the transcript as partial. Lineage: Eukaryota; Viridiplantae; Streptophyta; Magnoliopsida; Fabales; Fabaceae. Gene Ontology annotation, molecular function: DNA-binding transcription factor activity; minor groove of adenine-thymine-rich DNA binding.
AACUUGUGUGUUUCUAGCGAAGCAAGUCUGGCUAAUCCUUGGUGGACCGGUCAGGUGGGGUUGCCGGGAGUAGAGCCGGCAACCAACUCCCCCACCCUCAACAAGCGCCACACCGAUCUUUCCAUUAACGACAGCAGUGGCCGGAGCGGCAACCGAGAAGAAGAUGAAGAAAGAGAAAACGGAGACGAACCCAAGGAGGGUGCAGUCGAUGUCGGAACCCGCCGGCCCAGGGGCCGACCUCCCGGCUCCAAAAACAAACCCAAGCCACCCAUCUUCGUCACCCGAGAUAGUCCCAACGCCCUAAGAAGCCACGUGAUGGAAGUUGCCGGUGGAACCGACGUUGCAGAGAGUGUGGCUCAAUUCGCAAGGAGGCGUCAGCGUGGCGUUUGUGUUCUCAGUGGAAGCGGCUCCGUCGCCAACGUCACUCUCCGACAACCCGCUGCCCCUGGAGCUGUUGUGGCUCUCCAUGGCAGGUUUGAAAUUCUAUCCCUAACAGGUGCGUUCUUGCCGGGACCGGCCCCUCCCGGCGCGACGGGGCUCACGGUGUAUCUCGCAGGGGGACAAGGACAGGUCGUCGGUGGAAGUGUCGUCGGGUCUCUAGUAGCAGCUGGACCAGUGAUGGUCAUUGCUGCGACUUUUGCUAAUGCGACUUACGAAAGACUACCACUUGAUGACGAUGAUGAGGGAGCCAGUGCUGCGCCACAAGGAGGAGCAGGAGAAGGGUCACCACGGGGAAUCGGUAGCAGCGGUGGCCAGUCUCUGCCACCCGGACUUCCGGAUCCGUCGUCUCUGCCUUUGUACAACCUGCCGCCGAAUCUGAUGCCCAACGGUGGUGGAGGGCAGGUGGGGCAUGAAGCUUUUGCUUGGGCUCACGGAAGGCAACCUUUCUGAUAGAAAAGGGCUUUGGUGUUUGGGCAGAGUGAAGUUGAUGGUGAUUUGGAAGAUAGAGAACAGUGGGAAAGAAAUUUACAGUGUUUAGAGAGUACUAAAAUAGGUGUGAACUGUGAAGAUGGAUGAGUUGAAGCUGAUGAUGGAUGAAGGGGGCAUCUUGUGGCUUAGAAAUUCGGGGUUUCUUUCAACUCAUCAUAAGCUCUCAGAACCAUUGAACCAAGGGUUAUUUUGCCUACAUCGUGCCUCAAUGACCUUCUUCUUCGUCCAGAAAUAAAAGCCAAUACCGACGAAUUGCCGGGUUUUGUAAGUGAUUAGGGCUGAAAUUUCCCAGUACUAGCUAGGGAUGAUCGUAUAUUUAUUUAUGCUGGUUCUAGAAAUGGAAAAUUUAUUAUAUUCAAUAACGAAACAUCUUUUAUAUCCACUCCAGGGCCAUCAUCACUCUUCCUUAAAUGUAUCCAGAUAGGAUUCAUGCAUCUGCAUUUAGAUCACAUCACUGCCAUUCAAAAUUCAUGGCUAAGCUAAGAUUGUUCAGCAUCUGUGUUGUCAGACUCCGAGUCUAAAAACAAACAAGAAUAUAUGGCGAUCGCUAUUAAUGCUUUUCCCUGAUAUUUUUGGUUGGUCACUUAAAAUGGAUUAAGACAUUCUGGUAUAUAUAUGAACUUGAGCAAACGACACUCACAGCACAUGGAAACAGGAAAUGAGAAAACCAUUUGCGAGAUGAUCUCGACGAGUGAAAAAGUGACUACUUUUCUCUUUUGAAUUUUUGAGACAUUCGCUUUGUCGCAUAGAUGCUCACCUUACGAGCACACAACACAAAUUGAAGUAAAAUAUAUAUAUAUAUGACUCUGCUAAGGCAUGCAUGUUACAUACUUUGUUGUUUGUUCCAGUCGAAGAUGUCUGAUGCGUUUGGAGUAGUCUCUCUCUCUCUCUCUCUCUCUCUCUCUCUCUCUCUCGUUUUUGGAUGAGAUCAAAGUGCAGACACUUUUGACAUCCCCCACCCACGUGUUGUAGGGCUCAAAACGAGUCGCCCGAAGACAAAAUCAAAAAGCAUACUUCGGCAGAAUGGGGGAUUUCGGAUUUCUCUAUCUGUCCAUGCCUCCAUGUGUGCACCAAGGUUUCUGCACUUCACUUCUGCCACACUGACUCUGACUCUCUCUUCUCCCUAAGAAUUAUUAUUAUUAUUAUUAUUAUUUUAGUUUUCUAUGUUUGAUUGAAAGCAUUGAGUGCUUCCAAAGGCAGUACUCUGAGAGUCACUCAGUGAUAAGCCCUUGGCUACAUGUCACUCGUGCAAAGUUCAGCAUUUUCCCAUUAAAAUAUGCUUCCAAUUAUUUUCGUCGCCCCUCUUA